Perkinsus marinus ATCC 50983 is the source of this 182-nucleotide messenger RNA. RefSeq lists its product as hypothetical. The transcript has a single exon. The record is from RefSeq and is a predicted model, not a curated record. Lineage: Eukaryota; Perkinsozoa; Perkinsida; Perkinsidae. The annotation marks the transcript as partial.
AGCCCUUCCGGCCAGCGUCGGGGGAUGCCUUGGACUCUAUUCUCGAGGGAACACGCAAACGAGCUUCUAGUUUCGGGAACGACAUGUUGGCGAGAUCUCCCCUGAAACAUACAGUGAAACAUCAGGAGUUACUACAACCAUCAGAGUCAGGAGGCGAUAGGCGCUCUUCCAUAUUGAGACGG